GCCUCCAGAUUACGCAACGAGUCGCCUCCCCGCAUACAUGAAGAAGCUACUCACCCCGACCAUCUCCCUCAGCUCAUCCAGUACAGCGCAGCGCUCAUAUGGCCGCAGCAACGCCCGCCAUCCUUCCAGUGAUUCCCCUUCUCAAAGAAUCCAUCCUCUUCCCCUCCCUGGUUCUACGCCUCGUUGUCGAUCGUAAAGACACAGCAGCGCAUCUCUCCUCCCUCGUCUACGCAACAGACCCGUCUCCACUCAUCGCUUGUAUCCCACAACGCCUCGAUUCCACAAGGACUGCAGAUCCAAUCACUGCCUCCAUUUCUGAAAUCAAAGCGAAUCUCGCGACGUAUGGCUGUCUCGGUCGUCUUAUCCGAAUGGAACGAACGAACGGAACGGUGAUUGCCGUGAUUGAAGGUCGUUCUCGCAUUCGAAUGGAUGCAUGUCAUGUUGCGAAAGAUGGGUCAGGGAUGUUGGAAGCGCAGGUGACGUAUUUCAAGGAUGGUCCACUUGCAACGACGGAUAUGGAUGCACAGACACGAUUGGCGUCACUCAAGGGAGCCUCGACUGAACUCAUCACAACACUCAAAGGUUUGAAAUUACCGGCUGUGUUGUUGAGACGGUUGGAGAAUUUCAUUGGUAAGGCGAAUGGUGAUAAUGCCGGUCAAUUAUGCGAUUUGAUGUCUUCUGUCGUGGAAGGAUCUUAUGAGGAGAAAAUCGCAAUUCUACAAGCAACAGAUGUCUCUGAGCGUGUUGGGAAAGUGCAUGAACUCGUUUCACGGCAAUUGAAUACCAUCAAGGUGACGCGCAAGAUUAGCAGUACGGUGGAUCAGACCCUCAACAAGCAACAAAAGGAGUAUAUCCUUCGACAAAAACUCAGCGCUAUCAAGAAGGAAUUAUCACAAGCAACGGGUGAUGAUGGUGGUGAAGAGGAAGAUGAUGCAAGUGAGUUGCAGAAACGCAUCGAUGCCGCUGAAUUAUCGACUGAAGCACGAACAGUCGCCACAAAGGAAUUGAAACGAUUGAAGCGCAUGCAGCCACAACAGGCAGAGUAUCAGGUCAUUCGGACGUAUUUGGAUCAUAUCCUGGAAGUUCCCUGGCUGAAACAGUCGCAGAGCCAAGCGCUUGAACGGACCUCCAUUGAAGCUGCACGACGACAACUGGAUGACGAUCACUUUGGCUUGGAGAAAGUCAAGAAGCGGUUGAUUGAGUAUUUGGCAAUCUUGCGGUUACGACAGAUGCUUGAGGCUGAAAAGACGCCUGAAUUCAAGUUGUGAUUGUAUAGGGAGUUUAGUUGAAAUAUCAUUACAAUGCCAUGCCUCGCU
Molecule: messenger RNA, 1316 nt
Organism: Protomyces lactucae-debilis
Lineage: Eukaryota; Fungi; Ascomycota; Taphrinomycetes; Taphrinales; Protomycetaceae
Product: ATP-dependent protease La domain-containing protein
Exons: 1
Coding region: 99-1268 (389 amino acids)
Biological process (GO): protein processing; protein catabolic process; protein targeting to peroxisome
Cellular component (GO): peroxisomal matrix
Molecular function (GO): ATP binding; serine-type endopeptidase activity; ATP-dependent peptidase activity
Source: RefSeq, a predicted model, not a curated record